This is a messenger RNA of Cercopithifilaria johnstoni, 252 nucleotides long. NCBI's taxonomy places the organism in Eukaryota, Metazoa, Nematoda, Chromadorea, Rhabditida, Onchocercidae. The record is from the annotation of a GenBank genome assembly.
AUGGCUGGCAGUGGCGAUGCAGCGAAAAAUGCUCUCGAAUCGUUAUUCAAUAAAACGAAAGAGGUGGUCCAAACAGCUGCAGAAACAACAAAGGAAUAUGCGAAUGUAGCAAUUGGGAAAAUUAUUCCAAAUUCUGGUUCUCAAGCAGCUGCCACCAAUCCAAAUCCGAGAAGCGAACAAACGAAUCCAAUGGAAACCGGUGGUAGUGGUGGUGGUGGCAGUGGUGGAUCACGUGGUACAACCAAUAAUUAA